UCUCAUUUGAAUCCUUGGAUCAACCUACGAAACCACCAAUUCAAUUGAAUUUAAAUAGAUUAGAUUAAUUGAAUAUUUUAGUGGAUAAUUAAAUUGGAUUUACGAAAUUGGAUACUAGUCAGUAAUUACCACCUCUAUUGUUGUUGAUGUCGGGAUUGUAGCCGACUUGACUUCUUCUAUCUUAUGUACCGAAGCGGCUUGAUGUACCCUUUCAUCGUAAACUUUCUUCGUGAUGGUAUCUCCGAUCGCUUCGUGCAAGAAAGGGCUCGCCGGUCAAUCUCGGCGGGGGCACCCUCCGACACUCAAGUUAGUCUCUGGUGCGGGAGAUAGAUUAGUUCACAAGGUGUUUGCACGAGGUGACGACGCUCUCAAGAUCGUCCCCUCGGUCUCUUGCCUUCCCUUCCACUUGAGAGUAUGAGCUUGUUAUAUAGUGUUUACUUGGGGGACAAAUGGGUGACAGGUGUCGGCACCAGAGGUGAGAAUGGACACGUCACCGGACAUGUGUCGUUGUGGUUUGCCUGUGCACGCAACGUGGUUGUGAACAUGUCAACCACGCCUUUGCCUUAUGAGAACACUCUUGCCACAUGGAGACUGGUUAAGGAGAGUGCAUGCCACAUAUGCAGGUGGGAGUGUAAGAAAUUGAUCCAUGUUCGAGGAGGUGGCAGUAAUUGUGGAUCCGGGCGUCGGGAGUGAUAGCGGGUGCGGGCUGGGCGCUAGUAUCCAUGAGCGAUAGCGGGCCUUGGUGUUGAGAUCCGGGAGAGAUAGGAGGGUUGGGCGUCGGGAGCCAGGCGAGAGGCGAAGCGUAAGUAUCGGGGGCAAAAUUUAGCCCGAGAGAAAUAGUUCGCCGGCGUGUACCAAGAGCCGGGGGCGAUAGUGGGCCCAGUCGCCACGAGGAGUAGGUCAACCCACAUCUAUGGAUUUUGAGUUGUUUCUUUGCAGCAUGGAAUGCGUUCAAGGUGAUGCAGCUCUAAGGGUAGGUCAACCCACAUCUCUGCCACGAGGAGUGGAGAUUCGUGAACUUCCAUCUCAGGAUUCUGAAGGGCUCAAUAACCACCAAGGUCGAUGGGUCCACAAGAAGGGGAUCACUACUAACUCAUCAAGUCCUUCUCAGUUCACCAUGAGUUUUGGGUGCGACGCUGGGGUGAGUAUCACUAGGAGGCCAUCUCGGAGCUCGGGCUUCAAAGCUAGUGGUGGAUCUUGGAAUGCUGCUUCAGGUUCGACCGGGUGGGCGUCUUUGGACCCAGCGAACGUGACUCCCGCCCACCCGACUUCAGGUGGUGAAGCAGUCGGUGUCUUCCCAUGUCCGGAUGACAUAAGCGGUGAAGAGGACGGACGAGACCUCUCGUGAAAUAGAUGCAAGCGGAAGCGGUCUGCAGGUCGGGCGACACGAAUUCGUCAACUAGAGAGUCGGUUUCAAAGGGCGGUGGAGAAGUUGGAGGAUGCCCGAACUGCAGAGAGUCGUACGCAAGAGGAGUUGAUUAUGGAGAGGGAAAGGGCAUAACGAGAGUCACAAGGGACGGAGAAGGAGAGAGCCCGAGCAGAGUAGGAGAGCGCUCAGGAGAAACAUCAAUUGAAAAGGGCGGAGCUAGAGAAAAAACGAGUGAAAGAGGAGAAGGCGACUUUUUUCCUUGUUACUUUGUACAGAUUCCAUUUGAAGUUCUCGUUCGAUGCCAAAUUGCAUGGUUAUUUUACCCAAGCCUGCAGUGUGCAAGAUUCAUAUGCGAUGAGCUGCUAGAGGUAGAAGCUUUUCCUGUCUCUUUUUGCAUUGCUCAUUUGUAAUUAUUCUGGUUUGAUAAAAUCUUUGUGCCCUUCAGACUAGCCAUCGAUAUCUAGCCAAUAAGGUGCAACGGUUUCGUGUUCUUAAAAAACAUAUGGUGAAGUCAUUGAGAACUUUUUGCGGGAUGGACUUCAACCAUCAAAGACGAUGAUUCAAAAUCUUAUUGAAAUGGAGGUAUAUUCACAUCCUUCUAAUACUUCAAGUCUUGCUUGGCAUAAUAUAUAUAUCUAGUUUUUUGGUUAGCUUCUUGAUUAAUUUUUACUUGUUCCUAACUUAAAAAAUUUUGAAUUUAUUUCUCAUCAUAUAUCUCAGCUGGUUUCCUUGUGAAAUACCUAUUAAGUAUUGGGUACUCUUUGUAGAUGGACUCCAUAAACACUUCCUACCCCAAUUUCAUGGGAGGGACUUUUAUUGUGCGUGUUGCAGAGCAACAAGUAAAGACAUCAAAAGUUACUAAAGCAAUUUCCCGGUCAAAGGUUAGCUAUUUUCUCCAUAUAAUGAUUGUCUCUCAAUUGUCAAUUAUUAUAUAGAAGGGCCUUUGAGGUCCUCUUUUCCCCUCUCUUCGCAUCUAAUUCUAUAUUAUGACUUUGACUAGGAUGUCACUGAAGCUGAUUAAAGCACCAGGCUCUGAGAGAAGUAUGAAGUCUAUUGCGCCUGAUCAUGCAUGGCAAUACUAUUUUAUAUUAUUGUUUUCAUUUGAUAUGCAUGCCAAUUGCUCAGUCUGGGUGGAUAAUUGAUAUUUUUUAUUCCAGGGAAUCUUAAUGGCUUCUCAUGGGCAUUUCAUCAAUUUUCAAGGGAAGUAAUAGUUCUCAUAUGUCAUCUGAGAAGAACUCAACAAAUACGGGAUAUUUAGAGGCAUUUCAUGAAAGUGACUCGGUGGACAAAAACCUGUAUGUUAUCCAUUUGCAAGAGGUUUGAUGAAAUUGCUGCUUAUUAGUCGCUGCCUUUUGUUGUGCGCUGUGCUUCUUAUGUCUUCGCCUGUGAUUUUUCCCCAUGUUCUCUAGCCACCAUAAAUUUGAGAUCGUCAGAAAGCACCUCGGAGCAUGAGAUUGUUGAGAUCACAACCAUUAAAUUGCCACUGACAUCAUACUACUAUAUUGUUAGGAAGAACAUUGAGGAUUUAGUGCCAAAAACAUCAUAUAUGCACUUUAUGGUAAUUGCUCCAUUAUAUAGUUGGAUAAAAGCGACUACUGUCAGCCACUUGUAGUUGUCAAUGUUAUCUUAUGUGCAUUCUCUAUCGUCCCAUGUACAAAAUGCCAAUCGCGAGUUGCACAAUGUGCUGAUUAAGAAGCUUUACCGGUAAUGUAUAGUUUCUGAUGUAAUUCAUGCCUUUGUGUUUUAUGCUCUCUCGUUCCAAUCACACUAUACUUCUCAUUUCAGAGAAAAGUUGUUUGAGGAGAUGUUGCAAGAGCCCGAUGAGAUUUCAGUGAAGAGAAAGCAGACAAGUAGGGAUGACAAUUUCGACCUGAGCCGUUUUACCCGACCUGUUUUACCUGUUUUAGGACGGGGCGGGGCGGCAUGGGUACUCUCAUCGACCCGACCUGCCCUGAUCCGCCCCAUUCUCAACCCAUUUUUGCCUAAAUUACAUGUGAUCGUAGUCAAAUUACAUAGGUUUUCCUUUUAUUACAUCAUAUUUUAACUAUAACAAAGUUAUAAAUUAGUGAAAAUAUCAAUUUCUCCAAUAAUUUAACUUCAUUUAUCAUACUAUGAUUUGUUUUCUUGGUCUUAUUAUGAAAUUAACGAAUAUUUCUAAUGUUUUCAAUAUAAAUUGCAUACACAUUGGGUUGACCUGCCCGACCCACGACCCAUGAUAAAUUACCCGGCAUGUCGCGGGCCGGGUAUGAAUAUCAUGAUACCCGUCCCCGACCUGCCCCAUUUCUAUUCCUAUAGACAAGAGAUACCCUUAGAGUCCUUCAACAAAGCAUUUCAAGUAAGUUCCCAUAUGGAAUGGUUUGUAUGUUCAUGUAAUUUCCAAUCGGUCCCUGACGCUUACCCUCUUUUUACCAAGACAGAUACGGGAAGAAUCGUCAUUGGAAGCUGAAUCAAUGGAAAGGGGACACAGUUCUGGUGUUGAUACAACUGGGUUGCCAAAAAUGCAAGGAUUCUAAUUCGGGUCCAAUUGUACACAUUUUACCCCUCAUAUCUUGAUAGUUUGGCUUCGCAUUUCAUCGUCCCUCGACAUAUUUCACCCUAGGUUGGUCUUGUUUUGAUACAUUUUAGGUCCUAGCAAGUGUGGGAAGUUCGAGGACGAGUUUCAGGUCGAUUGGAGGUCGAAAAGUACCAAAAAGUGAAAAAAGGUCCAAAUUCACGGUUCAUGAAGCAGCCACAGUUCACAGUCCAGCAUUGGAGUUCACGGUCUCCCAAGACCAUGAACUGGAACCUCAAACCGUGAACAGCGAGGCGUCCAGCGAGGUUUCAGAGGUUACUGACGACAAGGGAGUUUACGGUCUCUAAGACCAUGAACUGGAGCCAUUGACCGUGAACCCCAAGAGUGAAUCGGUGCAUUUUGAUCCACUGCACCGAGUUCACGGACAAGUUAAGGUGUUCACGGUCGUGAACAGAGGUCAUGCACUGGGCUCGAUCUGGGUAUAAAAAAAAAUAGCAGAA
This is a messenger RNA of Linum trigynum, 4381 nucleotides long. The record is from the annotation of a GenBank genome assembly. Lineage: Eukaryota; Viridiplantae; Streptophyta; Magnoliopsida; Malpighiales; Linaceae.